Molecule: messenger RNA, 3190 nt
Organism: Megalops cyprinoides (Indo-Pacific tarpon)
Lineage: Eukaryota; Metazoa; Chordata; Actinopteri; Elopiformes; Megalopidae
Gene: gba2
Product: glucosidase, beta (bile acid) 2
Exons: 17
Coding region: 308-2986 (892 amino acids)
Biological process (GO): carbohydrate metabolic process; central nervous system development; glucosylceramide catabolic process
Cellular component (GO): membrane
Molecular function (GO): glucosylceramidase activity; beta-glucosidase activity
Source: RefSeq, a predicted model, not a curated record
UAGGCCUUGUUCAUUCAUUUACAAUUCAUUCGAAACUUUGGAAUACAAACGUGUGAAAAGAUUUAGACAAUCAGUCUGUUGUACCAUUAAUUUAUUGUCUGUGCAAUUAUUCAAGCAUGGAUAUGUAGAUAAUGAACAGACAAGAACUGCAAGUCAUCUGAACUAUUUUACAGUUAAGCGACGAAGAACAAAAAAACAAAACUGAAUUUGCAUGCACUCACUGGAAUAUCCUUGUCACUGAAUUGAACGGCUAUUCUCUGAUAAAAUAUAACGUAUUCCGCACAACUGCACACUUCAUCCGGACUUUAUGGACCCCCCGCCGGCGCAGGGAGCAAUGGAGCCUGGUGACGGCAGCUCCACGGCCGAACUUAUGAGCCGGUAUGUUUCGUCCGAACUUGGAUAUGGGGUGCCGGCGGAAGGCUGGCGGAUCUGUCUGGCCCACGAGUUCAAGGAGAAGAGGAAACCGUUUCAAGCCAGAGAUGUGUCUCUGUCCAACAUCAUGGAGCACAUUGGCCUAGGUAUCAGAUACCUGAAGUGGUGGUACAAGAAAACCCAGGUGGAGAAGAAGGCUCCCUUUAUUGAUAUGUUCCGUGCCCUACCCCUUCGGCAGAUCUAUGGUGCUCCUUUAGGUGGAUUCGGGGGAGGUACCAUAACUCGUGGCUGGAGGGGGGAGUUCUGCAGGUGGCAGCUCAAUCCUGGGAUGUACCAUUACAAAACUGUCAUCGCCAACCAGUUCACUGUGUGCCUUCGUCGCGGGGGGCAGACCGUGUACCAGCAGGUCCUGUCUGUAGAGAGGCCUCCCACACUGCAGGGCUGGAACUGGGGCUACUGUGGGGAGUACGCCUUCUACCAUGCCCUCUACCCCCGAGCGUGGACCGUCUACCACCUGCCGGGGCAGAACGUCACACUCACCUGCCGACAGGUGUCACCUGUCUUCCCACACGAGUACAAGGAUACCAGUCUCCCAGUGGCGGUGCUGGUGUGGGAGAUAGAGAACAAGAAUGACUUCGCUCUGGAUGUCUCCAUCAUGUUCACUAUGAUAAAUGGCUCGGGCCACAAGGAUGACAAGAGUGGGGGGCAUUGGAAUGAACCAUUUCACCUGGAGAAGGAGGGGGAGUCUGUAUCUGGGGUCCUGCUGCAUCACUGCACCCCUUUCAACCCCUACACUCUGUGCAUAGCAGCCCGUGAACAGUCUGACAGGGAAAUCAGCUACCAGACAGCAUUCAGCCCAAAGGGAACUUGUGGGGCGCUGUGGAAUGACCUCAUCACUGAUGGACGGUUAGACUCCCCCACAGGCUCAAGUCCACCCACUCAGAAAGGGGAGAAAGUCGCUGCGGCCCUGGCCGUAGGGUGCACCGUCCCGGCACAAGGACACAAUUUUAUGGAAUUCAGCCUGUCAUGGGACAUGCCCAAAAUCACCUUCGGCUCCAGGGAGAGAGAGCACAUCAGGAGGUACACGCGUUUUUUCGGCAGCAAUGGAGAUGCAGCGCCUUCUCUAUGUCACUACGCCCUGACACACUACAGAGACUGGGAGAGAAGAAUCGAGGCCUGGCAGGGCCCUAUUCUGCAGGACAGCUCGCUGCCCUCCUGGUACAAGUCGGCUCUGUUUAACGAGCUUUACUUUGUUGCGGACGGCGGCACCGUGUGGGUGGAGCUUCCCGAGGACAGUGAUGUCAGCGGCGGUCUACGCAGUGAGGAGGGAGGAUUGCCAGCACAACCACCAGUCAUCAAGGAAUAUGGCCGAUUCGCUUACCUGGAAGGUCAGGAAUACAGGAUGUACAACACUUAUGAUGUGCACUUUUACGCCUCCUUCGCCCUCAUCAUGCUGUGGCCCAAACUAGCCCUCAGCCUGCAGUACGACAUUGCGGGCAGUGUUGUUCAGCAGGACUCCACAGAAAGACUCAAUCUGAUGAGCGGGCGUUGUUCUCCAGUAAAGACCCGUAAUGUGGUUCCUCAUGACGUUGGAGACCCAGAUGACGAGCCCUGGCAGCGGGUCAAUGCUUACCUCAUCCACGACACGGCCGACUGGAAGGACCUGAACCUCAAGUUUGUGCUGCAGGUGUACCGCGACUUCCACCUGACCCAGGACAGACAGUACCUGCAGGACAUGUGGCCGAUCUGCCAGGCAGUGAUGGAGUCGGAGAUGAAGUUUGAUCAGGAUGGCGAUGGUCUGAUUGAGAACUCCGGCUACGCUGACCAGACGUAUGAUGGCUGGAUUGUCACCGGGCCAAGUGCGUACUGUGGGGGACUGUGGCUGGCCUCGGUGUGUGUGAUGUGUAAGAUGGCUCGGCUGCUGGACAGUGACUCUGUGUACCAGCGCUACAGGGACGUGCUGGACAGGGGGAGCGCCGCCUUUGACAAGCUGCUGUGGAACGGUCAGUACUAUAAUUAUGACAGCAGCGGACGGGACCUGUCUAACAGCGUGAUGUCAGACCAGUGUGCUGGCCAGUGGUUUCUGCGGGCAUCUGGCCUGGGGGAAGGGGAAUACCAGGCUUUCCCGAUGGAGAAGGUGCGCUCUGCGCUCAAAGCGGUGUUUGACUUAAACGUCCUGCGCUUCGCUGGCGGACAGAUGGGCGCAGUCAACGGGAUGCGCCCGGAAGGCGUGCCCGAUCGGUCCAGCGUGCAGUCAGAUGAGGUGUGGGUGGGCGUGGUGUACGGACUGGCAGCCACUAUGAUUCAUGAGGGCAUGUUAGAGGAGGGCUUGCGCACUGCAGAGGGGUGUUACCGGACAGUGUGGGAGAGACUGGGGAUGGCCUUUCAGACCCCUGAGGCCUACUGCGAGAAGGGCAUUUUCCGCUCCCUCGCCUACAUGCGCCCCCUCAGCAUCUGGGCCAUGCAGCUGGCCUUGGACUCGCGUCGGGACCAAAGUGGGCACGCGGCAGGGGAACUGCUCCAGAACAGACCGGCAGAGAACCGGGACCCAGCUCCAGCGACUCCGAACGAACCCCCCCAAGAGACCCUGCACGAUGUACCCAACACUCACUGACUGCCCCCCUCCAGCCGAAAAAUACCAAACACCUUCUUGCUGAGACAUUCGCCCCACACAACUCCACUGGACGCAGCAUAUACGCAUGCCUUCGGACCCACUGAGACACAAGUGUAACGGCCAGUCUCCAUCCUCUCUCUUCCACACACAAGCCAAUCUCCCGCUGUCCCACUCCAUGAUAUGCCCACACACUCUCACACCUAC